Molecule: messenger RNA, 2962 nt
Organism: Ixodes scapularis (black-legged tick)
Lineage: Eukaryota; Metazoa; Arthropoda; Arachnida; Ixodida; Ixodidae
Gene: Spt20
Product: transcription factor SPT20 homolog
Exons: 21
Coding region: 304-2343 (679 amino acids)
Biological process (GO): regulation of transcription by RNA polymerase II
Cellular component (GO): SAGA complex
Molecular function (GO): transcription coregulator activity
Source: RefSeq, a predicted model, not a curated record
AACGUUUUCCAGUACGACUGUAUUUUGUAGCAGCCGCAAUGCCGUAGUUCCUGUUGAUCGGCCAGGAAAGCGAAGAAGCAAGUGAAGGAAUCGCUGAAAAAAAAGAUGUGCGGAUACUUUUACCGUUUGUACGGCUCCCGCUUAUCCUACGGCCGCACGGAGUAAAACAUCAGCGGCAACAACACGUACAAGCAAUGUGCGGAAGGCGUCAGCCCGCCGAUGACGUUUCUGACCGCGGCCUGUACUCUGUGGGUAAACAAAUCUCCAGAUGCAGCUUGAUGUGAUCGCUGUCCUCCGGCCCAGAUGUCGACGAACGCGCUCGCUGCCUGCUUGCAGCAGGCCAAUCACCUGAUCCAGACGGCGAGGCAGCAGCCGGGCAAACUGUGCCGCGACCAGCGCAAAGAGAAAUGCCCGUCGUUGCAGCAGAGGCUCACCGACCUCUUCCUGUCGGAGUGCAGUUUCAACCCACGGAAUAAGAGCCUGUACAGCGGUUCCCACCUCCUCAGCAAGCUUGUCUCCAAAGAGAAGCUCAACUGCCUGGUGCUGAACCUGUACCCGGGCAACGAGGGCUACUCCCUCAUGCUCAAGACCAGGACAGGCACUGAGACAGAGACCGUGCGGCUGCCCUACGAGGAAGAUGAGUUGCUACGCUACAUCGACAAUGAGGAGCUUGCUCCAGUUCUGGUGGACCUUCUGGAGCGAUCUCAGGCCCCGGUGUUCUACAGCGGCUGCGUGAUAGUCGAGGUGCGCGACCACCGAAGGUGUUCGUCGAGCCUGGGCACCCACGCCUGCCACCACGUGCUCCUGAAGCCCACCACCCAGUCGGUGCUGUGCGACGUGGGCCUGCUGGUGUGCCAGGACGGCCAGGGCUGGAGCCUGGAGGACCGGGUGUCCCUGGAGGCGGCCCUCGUGCUGGCCACCUCCGAGCCCCUGUGCCUCGAGCCGUCCGUCGGCGUGGCCGUGCUCUCCAACUGGAUGCAGCACCGCAAGGGGCGCCUCAGCUCGCACGCCGUGCACAGGAUGGCCCGGCGGCAGGGCCAGGUGGCGCUAAACCGGCGCCGCAAGCUGGAGCGGUGCGCCGCCCCGGCCUGCCUGAGGGCGCACGACUUCAUCAGCCAGUACCGCAAGAGGGUGCCUCUCAGGGCCACUGCGUCCUCUUCAAACAAGCAGGCGGACGUCUGGAAACAGAAGAGGGCCACCAUGCCGGUGCCGCAAAAGAUCGAGGUGGAGAGGCUGGCGAGCGUGCGGGAGCGCCCCGAGCCCACGUCGGACCCGACGCCCGUGGUGGUGCAAGAGUACCUGCUGGAGACCGAGCAGGCAUCGGGCAAGCUCACCCAGGUCACCAUCCUGCAGAGGCCCACCGACGAGCAGUUCUUCGGCAAGCUCUAUGUCGACCGCGACGGCCACAGCCGGGGCACCAGCUGCGAGUUCAAUCUUGGCAGUCAAGAUAAUGUGAACAGAUACCUGAACCAGUUCCGGGAGAUCUUCACAGAGGAGGGGCGCAAGCCGGUCAAGAUCACCCAUCUGGUGCCCGGUCAGGCCCCCGUCGUGAAGCACACCCAUGGUGCGCCGCCACCUGACCUGCCCUGCGAGGCCACGGACGCACCGCAGCAGCAAGCCCCCAAAGUUGCACACAGGAGGGACUCUCAGGGUGCCUCAGUGGGCCACACAGCCGCCGCCACAUUGUGUGCCAAAGAGCCCAAGCCCCCCGUGAGCAUAGCAGCCCAGCCGUCCGAAGUGGUUAGCCUGCCAAACCUCGGCCUCACCGCUCAGAACAUGGGCCUGCACAACCUGGUGUCCCUGGCCGGCGUGAACCUGUCCUCGGGGCUGCCCGUGCCCAUUUCGCUGACCAUGGUGCCCGUGACCCAGUCUAGCGUCCUGGUUGGGACGGCCGGCUCCCUGCACGCGCAGGAGCAGCCUGGGCAGCAGCCCCAGCAGCCCUGUGCCAGCCAGGGGGCCAGCGUGGGUACCUCGGCAGUCAUCGUGUCCUCGGGGAUGGUGAACCCGGCCUCGACGGUGCUCACCUCCGGCUCCGGGGUGCUCUCGAUGCCCCUGAGGGUGACCACCCUGGGCACCCAGGCCCUUACCGCCCAGCUGGUGGGCACGGGCAUGGAGGGGACCACCCAGGGACAGCCCCUGUCCUUGCUACAAGUGCCUGGCGGACAGCAGACUCUGAUCGGAACAUUGCCACGGCACACCAUGCCGACCGCCGGUCCGACCGGCGGCCACAGCAACCCGCAACUGCAGAUGGCACUCCAGAAGCAGCUCCAGAGGCAGCAGGGCUCGACCGCACCAGCCAGCGCCGGUCGGCCGCGCAACCGCAAGAAGCCGGGAAAAACGUAGCGGCAGCCCCGCCGCUUUUUAACACGAGACGCCCGCCGCGCCCAUUUUAGGACAGUUGCCUUCCUUCCCAUUUUUAAAGCUUUUAAAAGAUUGCAUCUGGCCAAUAGUACCACCUAGGGGACAAGGCCUCCUCCUUUCACCCCCAAGCAUCACCAUUAGUGAAUCCACGCAGCCUAGCUCGCGUCAAUGUCACCGCCUUCACCUCUCGACACGUGACGUGUACGCGUCUGCCGCCUUGCGGCGACUCUUGUUGAGCUUUGGCAUGUUUGUUGCUUGGGGCCGGUCGGAAGUCCGCCGACGAUGACGUCAUGUGCGGGCCUUGUUUCCUAGCUGGUAUUCAUCUGGCCCAACCAUUUUUACCUGGAGCCGUCAUUUUUUUAAACGGGCGUCCCAUCGUCGUCACCUUGGGGCGUUUGUUCCGGAACUGCCAUCGCAUAGUUAUUUUUUCCGAGUCGACGCAGACUCCUGACCAUCGCAAACGCCUGUACAUACUGCACACACGGAAUGUGGAAGCGGCACGAGCGUCUAUAUUAUAUAUACAACCGAGCUUCGUCCGGAGGAAGACUCGUCAAGGCCGUCUGUGUUUUUAGCAACGACCCAAUAAAGGGUUCUUGCGUGC